Messenger RNA from Bactrocera latifrons, 627 nucleotides. RefSeq lists its product as uncharacterized. The transcript has 2 exons. Lineage: Eukaryota; Metazoa; Arthropoda; Insecta; Diptera; Tephritidae. The coding region runs from base 1 to 627 and encodes 208 amino acids. The record is from RefSeq and is a predicted model, not a curated record.
AUGCCUUCGUGGAAAAAGGUUUGGGCGGAUUACAAAACCCACAUUAAGGCUAAAGCUCGCAAAAAUAAGUUGCAUAUGUCAGGGACAGGUGGUGGGCCUGCAAAAGUUCAUUCCUUCAAUUCAGUUGAAUUAAGGGCAUUUGACUUACUGCAGAUAAAUCAAGCGGUAGAUGGGAUAGCAGAUGCUCAAAAGUUCGAUGCGGGAACAAGUGAAGUUACACAAAGCUACCAAAGUGAAACCGCGGAUCUAAGCACUCAGAAAGAUAUAAGUGAUUUGCAAAAUUUUGAGGAACUACCACCUUUAACACCACCAUCUCGAACCCAAACGUCACCCAAAUGUAGCACUGUGUGGUCACGUACCGGAACUAAAAACAAUCUUUUGAAAAUGCAAGUAGACGGGCAAAUAAAGUUUCACAGUGAUUGCACCAAGAUUUUAAAAGACGUGAAUUACAAUUUAAAAUCUUUAGUUAAGUCUAAUAAAAAACUUGUUGAACAAAACGAAGAAAAAAUAGAACUAGAAAGACAAAAACUAAAGUUUGCAAAGGUAAAGCAUGAGUACAAAAUUAAAAGCGACAGGGAGGGGACCAAUAUAAGAAUUGCAAAACUUAAAAUCAAGGAACAAAUGUGA